AUGUCGCUGUACGCAGACGACGACCCCACCAAGGCCCUCGCCCUCCAGGACACAGACGAUGACCCCGCCCUUCAUCCCCCCACAGACCCCCAGCAGCUCUUCAAUGCCGCCCUCGCCGCAGAGCCAGAGUCCGCACACCAGCGUGACACCCUGCUUCUCGCUGCCCAGAGGUUCGAGGAACACCCAGAAAGACUGCCACAGCUUCUCCCCCAGUUUCUUGGAUUCAUCAGCGAAGGCGGCGACUCGCUCUUGAGGUUUUGGACGCUCGACAUGAUCCAUCUCGCGGUGGGGAGGGGUGGACUCAGUGGAGAUGUCAAGCAACUCGUGACACUGCAUUGCUUCCCGCGUCUAUUGCAGCUCCUUCAUACCGGCUCGAUUCCUACUCUGAAAGCCGUCAUCCCCAUCCUCUCGACAAUCUACCCCGUCCUCUUUGGCAUCCUCGCUACUUCCAAUACGCAAGCAUCGAUCCUGCAAAUGUUUAAUGACAUGAAAUCAACCAUCAUUGAUUUUGCUCUGAACAAGUCGGGUCAGUCUGGCAAUGUUGGUGUGCGGGCGGUGGCAUGGAAGUUUGUUCAAAAAGUCAUCUUGGCUGCUACGAAACCUGCGACUUCUGGCGAUCCUCGACUACAAUCACGAGGGUCCUCGGUCACAGACACCAACAUCUCCCACAUCACGCAGACUGGCAUCCUGUCGCAAGCCGAGAUUGACCAAGAAGGUAAAAAACUGCAGACCGAGCUGGUCACUGCACUCUACACACAAACGGAACCUGCCAUCCUUCACCCCAUCAUCAAUUCCUUUCCGUCUCUCGCCAAGAUGCGCCAGUCGAUCGCGCCGCUUGUCGUCCACUCACUGGCGAGCUGGAAGCCCAACACGAUGGCCGCCGCGGGUCGUCCCGCCAUUGAAAUACGAGCGGUGGAAAAGACUGUCAGAAUAGCAAUGACCCACCUCAUACGCCACCCUCCCAUCGCUUCGCACGCUGCUCAGCUCAACGAUGCCCUGUUGAGGCAAAAGAAACGUAUGGAGGACGCCUUUGUGGAGGAAGCUACUGCCCGCAAGGAGCGACGCCGGGGGACAAAGCAUCCCAUGGAACCUCCAGCUGGGGUGGAUCCCGAGUCGAGCGAGCAGGCGGCAAAGAGAGCGAGGCUGGAGGGCAGUGCAGGGGGCGUUGGUAGCGGCGUUGGGAAGGGGCCGGUUGUCGAUAUCAGUGGGAUGGGGGUGGAGGAGGUGGUGGAGACUGUCAUUAGCGGGCUGAGGUCGGUGAGCUCGCAGACGCUUGUCUCGGCGCUUGAAAAUGCAAGGCAAGCUUUACGAGAAGGCUCGUUGGAUGCGCAACCACUUUUGGCCUCUCCAUUAGGGGUAGGGGCUGCCGGCGAGGUCAAGGCGGAAGAUGAGGAAAUUGUCAACCCGUUGGAUAUCGAAGAUGAUGAUGAUGACUUGCUCAUGAUGGACGACCCAGAGCUCGCUAUUGAAGAAGAAGAGCCAACGGCAUUCACCGAUUUUGUCUUGCCGCCUCCAGAACCUCUCGAUCCGUCAGAUAAGGAUUACAUUCUUUCCAAUACCAUCGAACGGAUAUGGCAGUCGGGCGCCGAUCUCGCAAGUCUACCCGAUCCCAAAGAAACAGAUGCGGCCAAGACUGCAAUUCAGCCGAAAGAAAUGUGGAUGCUGUUGCUCGCCCGGCUGGCGACAAGAGGUGCAGAGGUCAAAAGAAAGACCAUUUCCGAGUUUGUUCUUGCGGAUUUCGCAAACCGGUCCAAGUUUGCGUCCGUGUGGUUGAAUGAGGAGUGGUACAAUGAGAGGAUCGGGGUCUCGGAGCCGAGGCAGUAUCUGUCGAAUCUGGAGGCCAUCGUAUCGGUAUACCUCCCCAAAGUCGACCCCAAAGACAAGUAUCUGGCGACAUUUAUCCAGAACCUCCCUGCCAUCCCGCCUUCCCUUAUCGACAUUCUCGCAGACGUUUGCCAGGAUUCCGAAAGGGCCGUCGUGGGCUUUACGGUGCUGCGUGAUAUUGUCGAAUCGCGUCCUCCCGUACGAGAGCAGGCUCUGCAGACGCUUCUAGCUCUGUGCACCCACACGGAUAGAAAGAUCCGUGUGAUGGCAAUCAUCACGACCGUCCGGCGAUGGGGCCAAAAUUCACCCAUGAUGCCGAUCAUCACAAAAUAUGCGCUGAGCGUGCUCUGGAGGUUGGUUGAGGCUAAGCCGGAGGUAAAGAACGAGGCAGUGAAAGAGGAGGGCGGGGAAGCCGAGACCGAGGAGCAAAUCGGUGAAUCUGCCGAGACGGACGUCGAAAUGAAGGAAGAGCAGCCGAAAGAGGAAGGGUCAAUCGAUAGAUACCUGGAACAGCCGAGCGCGCGCACUGUGCAGCAGCACGUCGAGCUGGCCUUUGCGCUCGCCAAACGUCAGCAAAGUCUACUCGACGACAUUUUCAAAAUCUAUCCCCAGCUCAUCCCCGAGGUGCAAAAGGCCGUCGAGGAGCAGUUGAUGCCCCUCAUCCAAUCUCUGGGAGCUACCCCCAAGCUGAUGGAGAUUCUGAAAAAGUUUCCCGCUGGCGCCGACCAGUUGGUCAUGCGUGUCAUCGGUGUGCUCAGUGCGGAAGGGGCGGGGCAGGUACUGGUAUCCCUCGUCAAGAGCGUUCUGGCAGAGAGAGAGCUGGACCCCAAGUUUGUGAUACCCAUCGUGGGCGAGCUGGACAAGGCCGAGAUCGAAAAGCAGCUGCCUAAAAUUGUGUCUAUGCUGGUGGACCCCGAGACGAAGGACAUGGUCAAGACGGCGUUUGCCUCGAUGCUGCAGAAAAUGACCCCGUCCGACUUGAUGGUCGCGUUGCAUCAGGAAGGCGGUGCCCCAUUGAAAGAAAUCAUCGAGGCUGUCAAGGUGUGCUUUUCGAUGACGACCGUGUUUCGGUCUGACGUCCUGGCGAAUGCGAUGAACCGGAUUGCGGACCUGCCCACCAUUCCCCUGAUCUUUGUGCGGACCAUCAUCCAGGUGGCCAACACGUACAAGUCACUGGCGCCAUUCAUCGCCAACCACAUCCUGCCAAAGCUGGUGGCGAAGAAGAUAUGGGAAAACGGACAGCUCUGGGACGGGUUUGUGAUGCUGGCGAAGCGGAUUGCGCCGGCGAGCUAUGGGGCGCUUCUGCAGCUGCCGAAGGAACAGCUUCGGGAGGUGGUGGGGAAGCAGCCGAGCAUGAAGGCGGGGCUGAAGAAUUUCCUUGCGAGCAAGCCAGGCAGCAAGGGGGCGCUGCUCGAGAUAUUUGGGGACGACGAGUGAUGGAUGUUGCUGUAGCAGAUGCCAGAACAUGAACCUUGUUGGUAUUGGAUACUCCCGCGUAUGUUUGUAUACGCGUGCAUGCGGCCACAACGGCGCAUGGGCAGGGCUGACGAGAGCCGUCCGAUGUUGCCAGUGCAUGCUGAUGGCUCGGAUCCCGGCGACAGCGCUAAUAGACAUAUCAGACUGAUGCAUAGGCGGGCCGGGCGAAUGAUGCUGCGUGGCGACGGCCUCGAUGCAGCACAGACAGGGGGACAGGGAAUGGGGCGGAGACAGUUGAGGCUGAGUCUGUGCACGAGGGGAGAAAGGAG
This is a messenger RNA of Cryptococcus amylolentus CBS 6039, 3569 nucleotides long. RefSeq lists its product as hypothetical. Gene Ontology annotation, cellular component: mRNA cleavage and polyadenylation specificity factor complex. The coding region runs from base 1 to 3261 and encodes 1086 amino acids. Lineage: Eukaryota; Fungi; Basidiomycota; Tremellomycetes; Tremellales; Cryptococcaceae. The transcript is spliced from 8 exons. The record is from RefSeq and is a predicted model, not a curated record.